CCCCCAUCUCUUUGACGGAUGUUCCAAAGGAAUUUUCUAUUCAAAAAUUAUUCCAGUUAUUCCCCCAUCCACAACUAUCGUUCCAAAUCCAACCGUUCCUAGGCGAUAUUAAGCCGAUAGUUUUCCAAAUUUUGACACUGUCAGUGAAAAAAAAAAAUAACGACGAAAAAUCAGGAAAAUGGAAGCAGAAGCUGCCAACACAGAAAGAACUACCACGGGAAGGUUAAAGUGGACCACAAACAUGGAAUGUCUCCUAGUUGAUUUGUGGCAGGACAGCAUUGCUGAAUUGCGCGGUCCUAGAAAAAACUCGCAUAUAUACUUGGAGAUGGCCCAAUCCAUGAAAGAGGCUGGGUUCAAUAUUUCUUUCCGAGAUGUCAGGACCAAGCUUGAAAAUAUGACCAAGAAGUACAGAUUAGAAAAAAAUAAAAUAGGUCCAAGCGGCGGAACUCCUUCUUCCUGGCAGCAUUUCGACAAGGUGCACUCAUUUCUCGGCCCGUUUCGCAUACACAGCAUGGAGGCGAAUACUUUGGACAACGAGAAUGUUGAGGAAUACUUAGAGGAGACCAUUGAACUAAACCCCGAGAAUUCCGAAUCGCCAAGCUGUAGCGCUCGUGGGAUCUCUACCACCACAUCAGAAAUAUCUGUAAUCUCUGCCAGCGGUGCCUCUUCUGCAAAGCGGGCAAAGCAAGACCAUCUUGCCGAGCUUGUAGAGGUCGCUCGGGACAGACUAGAGCUCACAAGGGAGCAGCAGAAGUCCUACGACGAGCAUCAAAAAAACCAAACCGCAAUCCUUGAACGAGUUGCAAAAAGCCAGGAAAAAUUCCAAUCCGAACUACUUAAGUUCUUGAGAGAAUCAAAAUAAAAUUGUAUUUAAAAAUUUUUUAAGUAAUGAA
Messenger RNA from Drosophila takahashii, 893 nucleotides. RefSeq lists its product as uncharacterized. The record is from RefSeq and is a predicted model, not a curated record. NCBI's taxonomy places the organism in Eukaryota, Metazoa, Arthropoda, Insecta, Diptera, Drosophilidae. Gene Ontology annotation, cellular component: nuclear body. Gene Ontology annotation, biological process: positive regulation of DNA-templated transcription.